AGCUUAUUUGAAUGCUAGAAGGCAUUUCUUGGAUAAAAAAUAAACUGUGGUGAGGAAAAUCCAUUUUCGAAAACAAAAUGGUGGGCACAGAGGACAAGUUCAACAAGGAGAUGCGACUGUUCGCAAACGAUGCGCUCGUGAAAAUGACAACGGGCGCGCUGAUUGGCGCACUAGGCUGUCUGCUGUUUGUGCGUCGGCGCAGAUGGCCGAUUCUGCUGGGCGCAACCUAUGGGCUGGCGCACGCCGCCAAGAACUGUGAAAGCGCCAUCAGCGAACUGGUCUGCGACCAGAAGGAGGCCGAGCAGAGGAGAGCGGCUGAAGAAGCUGCGGCGAAAAAGGCGGAAGAAGAACAGGCUAAGGGAAAGAAGAAGUAGGAUGAAAGGAGAGGAGAUAGAGUGAGAAUUGGGUGAGGAAAAGAUCAAGAAAGGAGGGGAGAAGAAAGAAUUAGUAGUGUGAAAGGAUAGGAGGGAAUGGAGGAAGAGGUGGGAGAAAGAUCAAGAGAGAGGAAGAUGAAGAAGUUGGGUAAAAGGAGAGAGUGAGAGAAAGAAUGAGGCGGAAGAAGAGUUCAGAAGAGGUGUGACAAGAAGUAGUAGUGUGAAAGGAGAGAGAGAGAGUGAGUGAUAGGAAGGAUGUGGUGAAGAAGCAGUGGGAGAGACAUAGGGAAGAAGAAGUAGGUGAAAGGAUAGAGACAAGGGAGAAGAGGAUAGUAGGGUAAAAGUAGUGAGAGAAAGGAUGGGGCGCUGGAAGAGAUCAGAAGAGGGUGGGAAAAAGAAGAAGGAGUGUGGAAGAAUGAGAGGAAAUGAAGUGAAGAAGAAGCAGUGGGAGAGGCAAGGAAGAAGAAUGAAAACGAAAAAAGGAUGCGACAAGAAAAUGUCAGAGGAAAAGAAGCAGAUGAAGAGGCUAAGGGGUACAAGUGAGGAAGGGGAAGAGGCAAGGAGGUGGCAGGGGCGAAAAGUAGAGUGAAAGAAAAGGGAGGAGAGACGAGGAAGAAAUAGGAAGAGGCGUGGGGAAGAAGUAGUGUGAAAGGAACGAAAGAAAGGAGGGGAGGAUGGAAGAGGAGGCGUGGAGAAGUAGUGUAAAAGGAAAGGAAGGAAGGAUGGGGUGGGGUAGAAAUAGAGCGAGAGAAAAGAAGAGAAAGGAAUGAUAAAGGGAGAAAAGGUAGGGAGAGUCAGAGGAGAAGAAGAAGAAGAAGAAGAAGAAGAAGAAGAAGAAGUAAGAAAGCAAAGAAACAAAAUAGCAAGAGUCUUGAGUGAAGGAGGAAUAUAAUUAUCGGAAUUCGAAAGAGACCAACUAGAAGUAGUGUGGAAUGGUGGAAGAAAAUUAACGAUGAAAUGGAAAAGAAAAUGUAGUGUGAGAGAAAAGAAGCAAAGUUUAAUCAGACGGGGAAGAAGCUUUCCAAAAACUCAUAAGAGCUAUAUAACUUGUAUAAAAGAUGUGUGAUGUUCAAUAAACUUUCUACAAAAAUCUAGAGUUACUACUAGCAAUAAAAUAAAAAAGUAAUAUAAACAAAUGGUUGAGGAAAGACCAUUCUAUAAUUUGAAAAAUUACAUGGACUAUGAUAUUAAUAAUUUAGUUACCCGUGAUAAAAUGUUGUGUUUUAUGUGAUCUAUUAUUACAAUCAUAUAUGCUGA
This is a messenger RNA of Nilaparvata lugens (brown planthopper), 1631 nucleotides long. RefSeq lists its product as uncharacterized. The transcript has 2 exons. The record is from RefSeq and is a predicted model, not a curated record. NCBI's taxonomy places the organism in Eukaryota, Metazoa, Arthropoda, Insecta, Hemiptera, Delphacidae. Gene Ontology annotation, cellular component: mitochondrial inner membrane; MICOS complex. The coding region runs from base 78 to 374 and encodes 98 amino acids.